GGAGUCGGGAGUCGGGGCUGGGAUUUCACUGGGAAAGCCCAGCGGCGGUAGCUGCGGCGGAUCCCCCGGCACUGUCUGCGGCGCGCCCGCCCAGCCCUGGGCUGGCGAGCAGCUCCGCAAAGUCGCGGAGCGAAAGGAGGUGGAGCGCCCACCAAGUGGUCGGGGCUCCGCGGUGGGGCUGGGUCGGGCGAGGUGUGUGCCCUGGGAACCUGGAUCCCGGAGCCCUGGUGCCUCGCGUGGAGCGGUCAGUGCCCCGGGAAGCGAGCUGACGCUCUGGAAAGAGAAGUCAAAUUGCAGCCUUCCCAAAGACGUCUGCUAAGUUACGCAGGCCAGCCAGUUCCCGGAGAGCAUUCGCGAGCGCGCAGAAAGCCGAGCCGCAGAGCCCUCGCGGGCCAGCCGGCUGGGAGUAGGGCAGCGGCCCCUGUGCAACGGGGUCCGGUCCGGAGUGUGCCGGGGGUACAGAGAGGAGGCGUGCAAAGCUCCACCUGGCCUCCUGCAGCCCGCGUCCGACUUGGGCGCCCCCUCCGUCCCUCUCCGGGAGCGAUGCCCCCCGCCCCUUGCGCCCCACGGGAACGCCUCGAGCAUGGAGAAAUCGAGUAGCGAGGAUUCUUCGAUCCACCGGAGUCCAUCUUUGGACAGCAAGGACUCGGACUUUGCCAAGCCGUCCACCUCGGGCCGCCCGUUCGGCCGCGGCUUCACUGCCGGCGCCUUCUAUGGCACCGCGGGCUCCGGGGGCCAGAGCCGCGCGGAGGCUGGAGUCAAGACUGACAAGUACAAUGCCCCGAAAGGCAGCAAGUACGUGGUGUUUUACCUGGACCUGUCCUUUGUUUUCCUCCUAGAAUUUAAGAAGUGCAACAUGGCCAGGGGCUGCCUCUGCUGUUUGAAAUACAUGAUGUUCCUCUUCAAUUUGAUAUUCUGGCUCUGUGGCUGUGGGCUGCUUGGAGUGGGCAUUUGGCUCUCCGUGUCCCAAGGCAACUUUGCCACCUUCUCCCCCAGCUUCCCUUCGCUGUCUGCAGCCAACCUAGUCAUCGCCAUAGGCACCAUUGUCAUGGUGACGGGCUUCCUGGGCUGCCUGGGGGCCAUCAAGGAAAACAAGUGCCUCCUCCUCAGUUUCUUCAUUGUCCUGUUGGUCAUCCUCCUAGCAGAGCUGAUCUUACUUAUCCUCUUCUUUGUCUACAUGGACAAGGUGAAUGAGAACGCCAAGAAGGACCUGAAGGAAGGCCUGCUGCUCUACAACACGGAGAACAACGUGGGUCUGAAGAACGCCUGGAACAUCAUCCAGGCCGAGAUGCACUGCUGCGGUGUCACCGACUACACAGACUGGUACCCGGUGCUGGGUGAGAACACGGUCCCCGACCGCUGCUGCAUGGAGAACUCCCAGGGCUGUGGGCGCAACAGCACCACCCUGCUGUGGAGAACGGGCUGCUAUGAAAGGGUGAAGAUGUGGUUUGAUGAAAACAAGAACGUUCUCGGCACCGUGGGGAUGUGCAUCCUUAUCAUGCAGAUUCUGGGCAUGGCCUUCUCCAUGACCCUCUUCCAGCACAUCCACCGGACCGGUAAGAAGUACGAUGCCUGAGCGCCAACGGAGCCCAGCCCCCACGCGGACACUGUGCCAAGGAAGGAGAUUUGAGCUUUGUGUUGCCUGCCCGCACUCCAGACCGCUGCCCCCUGCACCCAUGUCCGCCAGCGCCCUCCACACACCCCGCUUCAGGCUUCUUGGGGUGGAGAGCCAUGGGGAGAAGGCAUGGAGAACUUGGGGUGCUGGGGGUGCUGGAUUCCUGCAUCUGUGCAUUUGCCAAAGAAGACAGGGUGGGCCGGGGGCCGCAUUGGAGGAGGCCGCACCGAUGGUGGCUGCCCCGCCCUUCCUCACACCACACUGUGCGCGUGGGGGGCCGUGAGUGCUCCCGCCUGGCGGAGAGACUGCCCAGCAGAGGCCUCCCUUCGGACAGCGGGAGCGGCAGCCUCCGGCCAGGCACCCAAGGAGCACCUUGCCCAGGCUUUUUAUACCUUACAGUGUAACUUUUUUUAUUUUAUUUUACUCUGAUUAUGAUUAUUCAGGAAUAUUAUCUCAGAUAAGUUUAGGGUUAGCUUUCUGAUUUAUAACUUUUUACUGUGUUGAUUUCUGUAACAGUUUGAUUUUUUUCUGAGGGUGGGAGACGGGUGGGAGAGAGGACGUCGUCGGGUUUCAGUCAGGACAAACCACUGUGCAGCAGUCAGGAGGCACUGGGUGAGGUGGGCCAGCCUGCGUUCGGAUGCUCUGAGGGAGGCGGCUGGGGCUGCUCUGUCUGCCCCGCGGCCUGUGGCACCGGAGCCUGGAAGAGGAGGUGAAACAGAGGCGUGUGCAGCCGCGCGAGGAGCGUCCGGCUCAGGAGCCACGUGUCUGCGCAUGCUGGUGCAGGAGGCCAGAGCAGCGGGGUCCCUGGGGGGCUGCCGGGUGCUUCCCAGGAACACAGCUGGAGCCGUUGUGGGUCCUUCCACUUCAUGGAUGAGCAGUUGCUUUUCCUUCCCUUCCUCCUCCCUCUGCCCUCUGCCGGCACGGGAGGCCCUCCUCCCCCCGACCCCCGCGGGCCUUCCUGCGACAUCUGCCAACCCCAGUGAUUUCACAGACAUUCCUGUAGAACUCCCGGACACAUACCUCUCGUUCAGCUGCUGCUCACUUUCUCACACUGCUUCUGGGAGGGAGGCAGUCCUGAGGUUUUGCUGCUCAGACAGUGGCAGAGGACCCUGGAGUCAGGAGGGCAGGUGGAAGUGGUGCCCGUGACCAUUCCAGCUGGUGCACUGGGCUGCUGGUUCCUGCUGGGAGGAAGGGGGAGGUGUCCGUCCAGGUCCCAGGACUCAUCUUCCUCUGGGCUCAUGGAUGGUGGGGUGGGUGGCAGUCAUGUCCCCAGUGACCGCAAGGAAAAGUACAGAAAACUGAGAGAUGUCAGACUGGAUCCUGUUAAGUAGCCCCAGGAGGAAGCCGCCUGAGUCAGGGCCUGGGAGAUGAGAGGUGGGCGGAGCAUUCGGCUGCGAGAGUGCCCACCAGCAUUUAUGCUGGUCUAAGCGAGCAUUUUGCAGUUUUAGAAGGAAGUCAAGAAUCUGUGGGAUGGAGCUUGAAAAGGUUCCCCACUAACUAGGUGGGGCCUGGGUGCUUCCCCAGGUGGGGCCUCAGGGAGGCUGCCUUUUUCUACACCACGUGACUCCAGCCCUAGUUUCCCACCAGGCCCAUAUCUCUCCAGCCUCCAUCUGUCUGUUCCAAGAGCUGAGACUCAGCUGCCCAGCCAGCAACCCCUCCCCUGAUCUUCAGUGCAGUGCAGUCAGGACCAGGAGGACAGAACUUUGGGUGAGCUCAGGACUCACGUCUUUGGAGGGUGGGGAGUGAGGUGGGCAGUAGAACCACCUCCUGAGAGCUGGUGCAGAUGGGAGAGCUGGGGAGGUGGGGCCUGGGGUGGAGGAGGGGUAAGCACACGUUUGAGAAAAACUGCCUCUGGGUCCUUUGGCUGCCUCCGGGAACCCCAGUCUGCAGAGCUCCUAGCAGCCUGCCACCAGGCUAUUGCGGAGACACUCAGCAAACAGCAUUCAAGUCGUGCAGUGGGACGUGGUGCAUACUGAGUUUAUGCUGGGGGUGGGGGGUUGUUUAUGCCUAUCAAUGCAAUUUUUAAUUUUUGUUAAAAUCAACAGCAAAAGCCUAGCACCUUGGGAGGUGUGGCCUCCCUGGCAGUGUUUUGUUUCUGGAGCUUCAGGGGCAUCCUCUGGCCUGGAGCCCUUGCCACAGACCCCCUUCCUCCUUUGCGCCCCACCCUAUCAUUUGUCCUCAGAAUCUUGUCACAGUUCCCAAACUCCCUUCUGGUCUCAUCCUGUGCUUGGUGGUUCCGUCAUUGGCUGAGUCGACACUGGGUGAAAGGUGCUGUGCAUGGGCUGGAGUGCUCUUCCAAGCCUGUGUCUGGCCCACACUGUGUUGGAGGCUGCAGCUGUGGCUUCCCCACCAGAGUCAGAGUUCAUUUAGUCAGUCAGGUCUGAUGCAGGCAGUUUACAGAAGGCUCAGAAGGUCAGGGUCCUGCAGACGGCAUCAGGGGAAUGCCUUCCCUGGCCUUCCUUUGCAGCCACCUCGGGAGGUGAGUGAGCAGGGCCUGAGCCCUGCUCCGGGGGCUGCAGCAGGUGUGGGCACAGUCUCCCCUGCACUCCUGCGGGCCUGGGCCUGCAUCCUGGGCUCGCUCAGGAAGGCUGCUGAGCCCACCCCAGAUGCUCAUGCAAAUGUUCUGGUCUGACUUGGAACCAGGUGGCCAUCCCUCCUUGUUUUAGUGGCCAAAGAGCAGCCAAAUGGAUGGAAAUGACUGUCCGGCUCUCGGGCCCCCUGCCCACCACUGGUGGAGGUGCUAACUAGCAGGGACCUGGUGUAGGAUGGGAGCCGGGCCAGGUGCGUGGGGUCCGCUCUUGGUCCUUCAGCCUUUCAGCGUCCGGGGCUCAUUUCCCCUUCUCCCAUUUCCCUCCUCUCCCUGCAGUGAAGCAGUAGUCCAGGGUGGGGCCUGGCCUUCCUGCCCUCACCGGGCACUCCGGGCACACCCUGCCCAGCACGGGAGAGCACGCCUGUUGGUUUCAAAUGCACUUUUCUGCUUGUGAUGCGGUAUCUGCGUUUCCUUCAUCCUGGUCCUGGCUUUAUUGAACACCAUGUUUUUAGCAUGUUUUUAAAUAAAACCUGAUAAUAUGUCAAAAGCACAA
Myotis daubentonii (Daubenton's bat) is the source of this 4698-nucleotide messenger RNA. RefSeq names its product tetraspanin 9 (gene TSPAN9). Gene Ontology annotation, cellular component: plasma membrane. The record is from RefSeq and is a predicted model, not a curated record. Lineage: Eukaryota; Metazoa; Chordata; Mammalia; Chiroptera; Vespertilionidae.